Molecule: messenger RNA, 1650 nt
Organism: Trichoderma reesei QM6a
Lineage: Eukaryota; Fungi; Ascomycota; Sordariomycetes; Hypocreales; Hypocreaceae
Exons: 2
Coding region: 1-1278 (425 amino acids)
Source: RefSeq, a predicted model, not a curated record
AUGGCCGCCGUCGACGCUGCACCCUCGACGCCUUCUCCUCCUUCUUCUUCCAUCCGAACGCCUCCCGCACCUCGCCUGGGAUAUCACGACAGCUGGGAGCCGUAUUCACCACGCAAAUCCGCGAGACUAUCUGCACAGCGCGCAUCCGCCAGGACGCCCUCGCCGCCGCCAGCUACCCGCCCAGCCCUCGCCUCGCCUCGCACCGCAGCAAAAUCCAGCGCCCAGAGCUCAGCAGCCAUGGCCUCACCGGCGUCUUCACCGCGCAAGAAGCGUCAGCCUGCCGCCGACUCUGUGCGACGCGUCACCGCGACCCUGACCGCAGAGUCCACCGUCGCGUCAGGAUCCAAGGAAAAGACUGUUGCCGGUCGGGCUGUCGCCUCAUCUUCCCUCCCGCUUCCCACGCCUUCCAAGACGCCCCAGAAGCCGCCGAGUUCAAAGGACGUCGCUCAGAUUCAGGCCUUUGCCCGCAAUCUGUUCCCUGUUGCCGAGGAGACUGAGCUGGCGAGCCCGCGCAAGAAGCGCUCCAAGAAGUACUCUGCCGUUACGCUGGAGAGCUUCCGGGCUGAAGUGGCCGCGGAGGACAUUGAAAUUUUCACCGACUCUCAGGACCGCAUUCCCAAGAAGGACGACAGCAAGUCGAAUCCCUUCAUCGGCAAUGCCGCCAGUGCAGAACCCUCCAGACGCCGCACUAAGCGCAAGAUUCACGUUCCUGGCGAAGGCUCCCAGUCGGUUGACGAAGUGUCUCGCCGUGAAGACGGCAUGAUUUACGUAUUCCGUGGCAAGAAGUUUUUCCGCAAGUUCUCGGACUUUGACGAUGGUGAAGAGGACGAAGAACUGCCUUCGGAUGUUGAGGCACACUUCGCCAAACCCCUCACGCGAUCUUCCAUCAAGCCCCGACUUCUCUUCCCCGCCAAGACCCCUGCUCCCAAGACCAAGGCCAUGCUUGAAGAAGAAGAGGCGGCAACUGAUGUCGAAGAUGCCGCGGCACCGGAACCAGAGAAGCCCUCGGCCGUCGUCGAGACCCCCGUGGAAGCCAAGCAAGAGAGGGCCAAGACGCCAGACGCCCCCAAGUUUGCGCCCGUAUCUCCGCCAGAAACCAGGCGAACCACUCGGUCGACCAACAAGCUGGCGGCGGAAACUGCCCCGAUCAAGCGCACCGGCAAGAAGAGUCCCUUUGACUCGUGGAUCCGAACCAAGGAGCACACGAACCGAUCAGGCACGAAACGCGCUGCUGCAGAGCCGCUGGCUUCGACCCCCGCAAAGAGAACUCGAUCCUAGGCGCUGCAGGAGACGGUGUUUGUCUGCUUCAGUCUGUUGUCUUUUGCCCGACUAUACCAUAAUAGCUGUUUCCCUUUUCCUUCCUUUUUCUUCUUCUCGACUUGUUGUUUUUCUUUUCUCAUUUUGGGACUGCAGAGAGAUGAGCAAAGCCAGUCGGCUCCGCUCCGACCUGUGGUUGUGAUUCAAUCUUGCACUUGGCAUGUUGAAUAGGUAUCCUCAUCCGUGACAACCGCGAAUGGACAUGGAGGGAACCCGGUCAGUCAGUUUGGCGUUUAACAGGCAUUGUGGAUAUGUGUCAUCCGAAUAGCAGAUGCGCUACUGGAAAAGAGAUUACAGGUUAUGUCACGAUGGUCUGGCUCUCCUAUAUUUCAU